Messenger RNA from Labrus bergylta (ballan wrasse), 1571 nucleotides. It is a transcript of the gene mrps12, whose product is annotated as mitochondrial ribosomal protein S12. Gene Ontology annotation, cellular component: ribosome; small ribosomal subunit. Gene Ontology annotation, biological process: translation. NCBI's taxonomy places the organism in Eukaryota, Metazoa, Chordata, Actinopteri, Labriformes, Labridae. Gene Ontology annotation, molecular function: structural constituent of ribosome. The record is from RefSeq and is a predicted model, not a curated record.
GCAGGGACAGACGGGGGACGCCAUCGAUGGGACUCCAGCGCCCCCUGCAGGGACAGACGGGGGACGCCAUGGACACCUGUGACUCCUUACCUCCUCGCUCCAAUACUUUCCUGUUAUUUCUAUUUGUAGUUUUUAUCAAUGUUCCCUCUUGAGGUGUUUGCAUCCUAAUCACUGUCUUCUUUUCCCCUGUCGUGUUUUAUUCUGUUUCCUUUUAGGAAGCUUAAUUCUAAAAUCUGUCCGCAGACUACAGAUGGAAAAGAGCUUCUAACUCUUUCCCAUGUUUAUCUUUCUUGUUAUUUCAAGGUUUAGUUUCACAGCUGUCAGUUUAUCUGAUCGUUAUAUGAUUGAUGACACUAAUAAAACCUGAUGCCCGAUUGAGACUUGAUGUUCCAACACGGUGCUAAAGAUCAGGGGAGAAUCAUCACAGCCAAAUAAUUACAACACGUGCUUCAGCAGAUCUGUUUUAUCAGACGACGUGUCUAUGGAGGCUACAGAGAGUUCAAGCUUGUUACAUGUUGGUGUGAGUGUUGUGUGUGAUGGUUUACAGAAUCUCAGAUGUACUAAAGUCCUACGUUGCACUUUGACUAAGGGUUUGCAUUAAAUCAAAUCUGGAAGCAUUUUUGCAAGCAACAAACUGGAAAAUGUACAGAACAGGAUUAUGGCCAGACAUGAGUGAUAUAGUAUGAGAGGAGGAAGAUUUUUUUUUCUAUCGUGCACUUUGAGAAUAACGUCAAAAUGUAGAGAAUAAAGUUGAAGUACAAUUCCAUUUUCUGGAAUUGUACUUCAACGUUUGGGAUUAACUGUAAAAUAAUCUAGAGGGCCGUUGAGUCGUUUUCUGCCUUUAUCGCUCUCCACACUCCAGUCCAGUAGGUGGCGGUAAUGCGCCUCUGAGCUGGUUGCCAACUGUUAGUAAACACCAACGAAGAAGAACGCACACGACUUUCCGGUGCUCAUGCUGUCCUGUGAAGACCUUGAGUGAUUUUUCAAUCAUUAUGCGAUAAAAACAGAUUCUAAAGUCUGAGCUACACUUUAUUUGAUCUACUCGGACAGUUUCUUUGGAUCUGACAGCGGCUGUUCAUCCGGGACUCUGAUCCGGGAUGUCUUCUUUAUGGAGCCUGAGGCCGCUGCUGACGUCUCUGUUACGAGCCUCCCAGCAUGCCUCCGCCUGGACGGCGCCCCUCCUCUCCAGGACGAUGGCCACCCUGAACCAGAUGCACCGGCAGGGGAAACCCAAACAGCCCCCUAAAUCCCUCGGCGCCACGUUCGGACGCCCCCAGCUGAAGGCGUUGGUCCUGAAGACCAUGAUCAGAAAACCUAAGAAGCCCAACUCUGCGAACAGGAAGUGUGCUCGAGUGCGUCUGUCCAACGGGAAGGAGGCGGUGGUGUUCAUCCCCGGCGAGGGACACAACCUGCAGGAGCACAACGUGGUGCUGGUGGAGGGCGGGAGGACGCAGGAUCUGCCCGGAGUCAAACUCAAAGUGGUGCGAGGGAAAUAUGACUGUGCCCACGUGGUGAAGAAGAAACAGUAGAGAGGAGGAUGAAGAGUGUUUAAUAAAUGUGUGUUAUUCUUA